This is a messenger RNA of Haliotis rufescens (red abalone), 4387 nucleotides long. RefSeq names its product probable ATP-dependent RNA helicase DDX23. The coding region runs from base 161 to 2542 and encodes 793 amino acids. The record is from RefSeq and is a predicted model, not a curated record. The transcript has a single exon. Gene Ontology annotation, molecular function: RNA helicase activity; RNA binding; ATP binding. Gene Ontology annotation, cellular component: catalytic step 2 spliceosome. Lineage: Eukaryota; Metazoa; Mollusca; Gastropoda; Lepetellida; Haliotidae. Gene Ontology annotation, biological process: mRNA splicing, via spliceosome.
CCAAAACUUCCGGUAUAUUGUGUGGCCAACGUGCAGCUAUCGUAAUUGCUGCAUCCAGACACUGGGUUCAUACUCCGCAAGUUUUCCAAAGAAAGCACCGUUGAGUGGUUAGUGUUAGUACAGACGAAGCUUUAUUGUGCACUGUUAACAGCCAGUGAAAAUGGACAUAGGUGAGCAAAUUGAUAGAGAGCUUGCACGGGCCGAGAAAGAUGGCGACAAGAGAAAAGACAAGGACCCAAAGGAGAAGAAAAAAGACCGGGAACGGUCAAAGUCUCGAGAAAGGAAACCAAAAUCUCGACACAGAUCGAGAAGUAAGGAGAGGCGCAGGAGUAGAUCUAGGAGCAAAGAACGCCCAAAACGCCGAAGCAGAAGCCGCGAAAGACGUCGUAGCCGAGACCGACACAAGAAGAAGUCGCGCUCCAGAUCUCGGGAGAAGGACAGUAAGAGAAGUUAUAGGAGUAAAAGAGAUGAUGACAAGUUAAAGAAGGAGCCACACAAAGAUAAAGUCGUUCCUCUGUCACUUGAAGAGUUGCUUGCUACAAAGAAGGCAGAGGAAGAAGCCCUAAGUAAACCCAAGUUUUUGACCAAGGAGCAAAGGGCAGCAGAGGCUUUGAAGAAAAGACAGUUGGCAGUUGAAGAACAGAGGAAAAAGACAGAUGAAGAAAGAAAGAAGCAAAUAGAAUUCAUCAAGACUGGUAAAAUGGCACAAGAGAGUGCUUAUGAGAGAGAAAGAAGAGAGCGUCGUGAGAGAAGAGAAAGGGAGAUGGAUGGGGAAGAUCGGAAUAACGUAAGAGAGAAUAAAGACAAGGAAAAAGAAGUUUUGGCUAUUAAGGAAAGGUACCUUGGACUAAUCAAGAAGAAGAAGCGUGUUAGGAGAUUAAAUGAUCGUAAGUUUGUAUUUGAUUGGGAUGCCGGAGAUGAUACAUCUACAGACUAUAAUGCUUUGUAUAAGGAACGUCAUGCUGUUCAGUUUUUUGGCAGAGGAAACACUGCCGGCAUUGACAUCAAGGCCCAGAAGAAAGAUCAGUCUAAAUUUUAUGGUGAUCUUUUGGAAAGGAGACGAACUGAAGCAGAAAAAGAUCAGGAGAAGAGAAGACUGAAAAAUGUUGCCAAGAAAGAGGCUAAACAGAAGUGGGAUGACCGUCAUUGGUCAGAAAAGUCUUUGGAAGAGAUGACAGAGAGAGAUUGGCGUAUUUUUAAAGAGGACUAUAACAUUAGUUGCAAAGGUGGAAGAAUUCCUCCUCCUCUGAGAUCUUGGACUGAUCCAAGAAUGCCUAAAACAAUCAUUGAAGUUAUUGAUAAGGUUGGAUACAAAGAACCCACUCCAAUCCAGAUGCAAGCAAUUCCCAUUGGUCUACAGAACAGGGACAUUAUUGGUGUUGCUGAAACUGGUAGCGGUAAGACAGCUGCUUUCCUCAUUCCACUGUUGGUUUGGAUUCAAGGAUUGCCCAAGUUGGAGAGAAUGGAAGAUGCUGACCAAGGACCAUAUGCUAUUAUUCUGGCUCCAACACGUGAAUUGGCUCAACAGAUUGAAGAAGAAUGUGUUAAAUUUGGAGAGUCACUUGGAAUAAGAACUGUCACAGUUAUUGGAGGUAUAUCUCGUGAGGAGCAAGGUUUCAAGCUACGUUUGGGUUGCGAGAUUGUCAUCGCUACCCCAGGUCGUCUCAUUGAUGUUCUUGAGAACCGUUACCUUGUUCUCAACCAGUGCACCUAUGUUGUGAUGGAUGAAGCUGAUCGUAUGAUAGACAUGGGUUUUGAGCCUGAAGUGCGUAAAAUCCUUGACUUCCUGCCAGUGACUAAUGAGAAACCAGACACAGAGGACGCUGAAGACGAUGAGAAGAUGUUACAGAAUUUCAACUCCAAAAAGAAAUACCGUCAAACAGUCAUGUUUACAGCUACCAUGCCUCCUACAGUGGAGCGUCUUGCACGUACCUUCUUGCGUCGCCCAACUGUGGUCUACAUUGGUACAGUCGGUAAACCGGUCGAGCGUGUGGAACAGAUCACAUACAUGGUGACUGAACAGCAGAAGAGAAAGAAGUUGCUGGAGAUUCUCUCGGCAGGAAUAGAACCACCAAUUAUCCUCUUCGUCAAUCAAAAGAAGGGAGCCGAUGUUCUGGCCAAGUCCCUGGAAAAGAUGGGCUUCAAUGCUGCAACACUUCACGGAGGCAAGGGCCAAGAACAGAGAGAGUUUGCCUUGGCAAGUUUGAAAGGAGGAUCCAAAGACAUCCUGGUUGCAACUGACGUGGCUGGCAGAGGUAUCGACAUCAAAGAUGUGUCACUGGUUCUCAAUUACGACAUGGCGAAGAAUAUUGAGGACUAUACCCAUCGUAUUGGUCGAACAGGCCGAGCUGGUAAGAAUGGUGUUGCAAUUUCCUUCCUCACCAAGGAUGACUCUCACCUCUUCUAUGACCUGAAGCAGGUCAUUCUGAGCAGUCCUGUGUCCACCUGUAGCCAAGAGCUGGCCAAUCAUCCUGAAUCACAGCACAAGCCUGGACAUAUUGUACAGAAGAAAAGGAAAGAUGAAACACUCUUCAUCAAAUGAACAGUGAAUUAAUUGACAAAGACCUUUGUCAAAACAUAUGACUGAAUUUAUAUGUUUCAACAGCAGAGAGGAAGGCUGAAACAUGUUGUAUGAUAAAUCUGUUUUGAUUUCAUGAAAAUACCUACUUGCUUGCAGUUAAGAGUGCAAGAAGUGCAUAAACAUUAUUAAAGUAGAGAUCAGCAUAAGAUAUGUCAGAUUUUAUUAACAUGAUGAUAUGAAAUUUCCACAUUACUUCCAUAUUUGUUGGUACGACCAAACAGAUCAUUGAUAAUAAUGUUUGAAUAGAAAAACAUCAGUUUGGGCCAAGCAUCUAUUACAAAGGUAGUUUCCCCUUUAACAUGUUUGAUUUCAUUUUAAUGGUCAAAAUUCAUAAACAGCUUCGAAGCCAUAAUAUAUGUUUCCAUGUACCCACAGGUGACUUGUGAACAGACGAUCCAGUUGCAAUGCAUUUUUUGUAUAUUGUUAUUCAGUCUGUCCAUCAGCCUUCCAUUACUGGAGCAUUUGGAACUCCAAAACAGUUAAAUAUUUCUUGUUGAAACAUCCUAAGAGUGCAGUCUGGUUGGGAACUGGUGCCUUUUGAUGAUGGGGGAUUUUUAUUCUUUUUAUUUUGUUUUGUUUUCAUGAUUUUUCAUGAUGAAAACAGGUUUGUUUUCCAUAUCCGGAGAACCCUUAAACCAUUAAUAAUUUCUUGUUGAAACUUACUAUAUAGAUCAGUGUAGUGAUGAACUCGUGCCUAUUGAAGAUUUGGGAUUUUUUUGUUUUAAUUUUUUAUUUUUUAUUUUUUUUUAUGACAAGUUGAACUUAUACUGAAAAUUGAGAGUAGUGCUCGUUUCCGGAACAAAACUCCAAAACAUUGACGAUUUCUAGAUGAAACAUGCUCAACAAGUAAAACUAGUGGUAAACUGGUGCCAUUUGAAGAUUUGGGGAUUUUGAAAAAUACUGAACAGUAUUAUUUGUUUCCUCACUGAACCAAAAGUGGGUUAUAAGUAGCUCCAUUUCCAAAUUGCACCAGACUCUUGGUUUUUAUAAGGUGCCUUGAUUGUCAGGAUGAGUUACCCAAUCCAUGUUGAUCAAUGUAUUCUUUAUCUCAUAGGGACGGUCGGGUAGCCUUGUGGUUAAAGCGUUCACUCGUCACGCCUAAGACCCGUGUUCGAAUCCCGACAUGGGUACAAUGUGUGAAGCCCAUUUCAGGGGUCCCCUGCUGUGAUAUUGCUGGAAUAUUGCUAAAAGCGGCGUAAAACCAAACUCACUCACUCACUCACUUUAUAUCAUAACAUGAUAGUGAUGGAGAAAAAAGCUCACUGAUCGUCAAUGGAAGUUUGAAGUUAACUUAAAUGACGACUCUGAGCAUAACUGAAAGGAUGUUUGUAUCGAGCAUGAGACAGUUUUAUCGAUAAUCUGUGUUCCUUAUGUAUGUGUGUCAAACAUAUUGGAGCCAGGAAAAUUAUCAUUGAUGUUGGAAAUUGCAGUCUAAAAGGAAUGGUUGUAUAUAUGAAAGUAUGAUAUUUAGUGCUAUUAUGGUUGUUUAUGAAUUCAAGUUAAAUCUUUGUUUUUGUGAGUGCUGUUAUGGAUACAGAAAUACCAACUGGCAAGGUGUUAAGCUGUUAUAAUGCUUUUGCAUGAUGCUCCAUGUGCUGACCAUAUUGCCGGUGUCUGAAUGGUUCACAUUAUGCUGGUCUGUGUACAUACAUGCUUACAUGGGAACAACUUAGAACAGUCUCACAAUAGGUUUAUUGUGCUCAGUACAUUCUCAGCUAGAGAACUGUCCUAUAGAUUAAGUGCUACUGGCAUUUUUCUGUUAUCUGUAACAAUGACAUUCAGUAAAUUAAAGUACUGUAGAAAAUU